Molecule: messenger RNA, 699 nt
Organism: Anisakis simplex (herring worm)
Lineage: Eukaryota; Metazoa; Nematoda; Chromadorea; Rhabditida; Anisakidae
Source: the annotation of a GenBank genome assembly
AUGGUACCUAGUCGCACACUUAUGUUUGACAACCGAUUGAGGGAGGCUUUUAUCGAGCGGGUUCGAAGCGCUAAACCACCAUCACAUCCUCGAUUUCGUAUACGCGUAAAAACUGGCCUCGAAAGAAGCAGUGCUGUGCUGGUACCAUUGGCCAAUGUUAAUGGGAAAGCGUCCAUAUUGUUCACGCAUCGAUCGUUGAUUCUGAAGGGUCAUCGUGGUGAAAUAUGCUUUCCAGGAGGACGUUUGGAAGCUGCGGAAACACCCGAGCAGGGUGCACUGCGUGAAAGUGCUGAAGAGAUUGGUAUCAAGCCGGCAAACGUGCAAAUUUGGUCGAAGCUAAGACCGAUGUUAACGAGAAGUUUACGUUCGACAGUAACGCCUGUAGUUGGCCUCGUGAACGACUCAGAGUUGAGCUCAUUAGCGCCGCAGACAAAUGAGGUGCAAACAAUAUUCACGGUACCGAUUCAAGAAUUGUGCACAAAAUACCGAUAUACACAUUUCAAACGAGAAAAUGGUGAUUGGAUAUUACCAGCUUUCACUAGUACUGAAUUCACGGUCAUAUCGUCGUCAAGCCACCAGCCGUACACACCUCGUGAAUAUCGAAUUUGGGGACUCACUGCUGGAAUUGUGCAUUUAACAUUGACCACUUUAUGUCCUUGGUUGUAUCAUGCCAAAAUUGACAUAGCCGUUCCUACUUAA